Molecule: messenger RNA, 2572 nt
Organism: Microplitis mediator
Lineage: Eukaryota; Metazoa; Arthropoda; Insecta; Hymenoptera; Braconidae
Exons: 9
Coding region: 126-1319 (397 amino acids)
Biological process (GO): detection of chemical stimulus involved in sensory perception of smell; sensory perception of smell
Cellular component (GO): plasma membrane
Molecular function (GO): odorant binding; olfactory receptor activity
Source: RefSeq, a predicted model, not a curated record
UAAAAAUAAAAAAAUGUCUGUCAAUGUCAUUUAAAUAAUUUAUAAAGAAGGAAAUAAUGAGGUAAAAUCGUGGUUUUUAUUCAUUUGUAAACUUAAAGGCGACAGAAACAAGAGUUGUUGUAACGAUGGAUAUUUUCGAUGCACCCUACUAUAGAAUAAUGAAGAACUCUGCUAAAUUGAUAGGUCAAUGGCCCUAUCAGUCUCGUGAGAAAAGGAUAAUUAUUAUAAUUAUCGUUUGGGCGUUUUUCUUUAUGCAAUUUAUUCCACAAAUUAUAGCUAUUGUGAUGCAUAUCGAUGAUCCAGAUAUUCUAUUCGAAGCGUGUUCAAAUAUGGCAGUAGAUUUCGUGAGCGCAAUAAAAUACAUAAAUGCAAUUUGUAAAACAAAUCUGAUAAAAAAACUACACAAUAGAGUAAUACUUGAUUGGAGCUUGAUGUUGAACGAUGAAGAAAAAAAUACAUUGGAGAAGCACACCUACCUCGGAUAUAUUUUUUCAUCUGGAUGGGCAGGAUUUGCAUAUAUGUCCGCGACUAUUUUUGUAUUGGAACCGGUUUUCCCGAGAAUUUUGAAUGUAUUCAUAAGCGUAAAUGAAACUGAUCCAUUUAAAUUGGCUCUUCCGUUGGAAUACAUUAUUAUUGACAGAGAGAAGCAUUACUGGAUAAUGUUGUUCGUUUCAACUAUAUUUGUUUAUAAUAUUAUAAUAGUUCUUGUUUCAUGUGACAUCAUGUACAUCACCUUUGUGCAACACGUUUGUGGAUUAUUCGCAGUUUUAGGAUGUCGUCUAGCAAAUACACCAAUCGAUAAAAAUUAUUCUGGAGGUCGUAUAGCAGGAGAUAAUUUGUCAAAUUCGGAGGAUAUUCCAUACAAACACUUGGUAUCUUGCAUCAGGAGCCACAGGCGGGCUUUAAAAUAUGCGGAACUUCUCGAAAGCGCUUACUCUGUAAGUUUUGGAUUGCUAGUAGGAAUUUACCUGCCUCUUUUAAGUAUCACCGGAUUCCAGAUUAUCACACAAUCUAAUACCAUCGAGCAGUUGUUAAAAUACGCAACAUUCACAAUCUCCCAGAUAAUACAUCUCUUUUUUGAAUGUUUUAUGUCACAACGGUUGACAGAUAUGAGCUUAGAAAUGCAAAAAAGCAUAGCUGAAGUGCAAUGGUUCGAUAACUCGAUCAAGUCACGGAAAUUGUUAUUAAUAAUGACAAUGAGAAGUCAAGUGCCUUGCAAAUUGACUGCUGCUAAAAUCAUGGAUUUGACUAUUGAAAAUUUCGGAAUGAUGGUAAAAACAUCUGGGUCUUACUUCACAAUGCUGUUGUCAAUGCAAUAACAAACUUCCUCGUUCAUCUUCACAUAGUAAAAGUUAGUUUAAAAUAUACGUAUGAUGAAUUAAUCAGAACCUGAUAUUCUAAUAAAAGUAAAGAUAUAUUGUCGUUACCCGGAAGAAUAAAUUAUAUACAGUUAUAUCUAAAUAGUUGUAUAUACACUGUAAAGAGAGCGGUGUUAAAAAUCGACUCAUUUUAACUCCGCCCGGUGUUAAAAUAAAAUUACACCGGUGUUAAAAAUACCGUCGUUAAAUCGGGGUAACCGGUGUAAAAGUGGAGUAAAAUCGGUGUUAAGACCGGGUAACCGGUGUAAAAGUAGGGUAAACUGCGUCCGCUUGGAUGAUUAACUUUAAAGAUUAUAAAACACGAAAAAGUCAGUUCUUUAUGAAAGUUAAUAAAGAAUAUCAUUUAUUAACAAGUAUAGUGAUCGAGUAAAUAAAAAUAUUCACAAAGUAAAAUAUUUUAACACUGGUAAAAGAUAUCUACACGCCCGGCGGCGUUAUUUUAACACCGGUCUAGAAUACACCGGUGACGGCGUUAUUUUCACACCGCUUUCAGGGGUAAAUUUAACACCGAUAAUUUUAACACCUACACCGUUUGGACUUACCCCGGUGAUUUUUUACAGUGUAAUUAUAUCUCGAUUCUCGCGCGAUGAAUAUUAAUAUAUAAGUAAAUAUUCUCUAAAAAUAAAUUAACUUACAGAAAAAAAUCAAUAUAAGAUUCUGUAACGGCGAUUCUUCGUUUUGACUGAUUAACAAAUCAUAGCAUUUUCUGGGCUCAAUACUGGGUAGUUCUAAAAAUAAACAUAAAACAGUUGAUUCGAAAAUAUGUGUAAAUUAAGUUUUUUCUGAUCUAUUUGAAAAAUAAUUUAAAUAUGUAUAUGUUUGGAAUAGAAUGUCAGUAAAUUGAACAAGCAUACGAAUGAUCUUAUGAUUAUUAUGCAAAAAAAAAAGAAUGGAAAAUAAGUAACUACAUUUUUUUCAUUAACUAGUAUUACAAAUGGGUAGUAUUGAUGGAUUAUUUCAUUACGGACCAUUUGCAUUCGGUCAGCUAGUUCAUGUUUUUAUUGGAAAUGCAAUUUCACAGCAAUUAAUAAUUCACAGUGGUGAAACUAAUGAUGCAAUGUAAAUAUUACUUUUUCAAUGCUAAAUAUAGAAGAAAACUAGGCAAGUUUUUUUUUCGGAACAUCCUGUUUUACCUGAUACACGGAAAAAAAUUAAUCGUGAAUGCAACAUGAUGCAGUCUUGGUAAAUAUACA